AUGAAAGCCGUUCAGAUCCUCGGAGACAUAUCUUCUCCAAAACUCACCACCAACUUCUCUAUGGAGAAACCCGAACCUAUCAAGUCCGAUAUUCUGGUUCGUGUUCAUGCCGCUGGAGUCACUGGCGAUGAAAUUAUGUGGCCAGAAACAUAUCGACGUCCAUCCCGCAUUCCAGGCCAUGACAUAUCCGGAGUCAUCACCGCAUUUGGCCCUGACUACUCUGGACCUCUGAAAAUAGGCCAAGAAGUUUUUGCGUUUCUAUCGGCGCACACGGGCGAGGGACAAGCUGAUUAUGUCCUUUGCUCUCCUGACGAGGUCGCCCCAAAGCCAACAGCGCUUUCACAUGCUGAAGCAUCUGCGUUGCCGAUUCCGGUUCUGACAGCAUGGGAAGUUCUCGAUUAUGCUGACAUUGACGCUGGAACGAGAGUUCUUGUGACUGGCGCGUCGGGUGCAGUUGGUCAGCAGUUUGUGCAGCUUGUCAAACAUUUGACAGGUGCUCAUGUGAUUGCACUAGCAUCUGCGACAAACAAGCAGCUACUGGGCGACGUACCUGACGAGAUUAUUGACUACAAAACUCCAAACUGGGAGAAGUCUGUACAGGACGUAGAUGUUGUAUUUGACACGGUGGGCGGAGAGGUUCUGGCAAAGACGUGGGAAACUGUCAAGUCCGAUGGCAUGAUCAUUACAAUCGGUGAUCCUGCGCCGUCGUGGGCUUUUGGAGGUGAUGAACCUUCAGAGUCCUUGUCCCUACCAGGUGUCAGGUAUAAGUAUUUCAUCGUAUCGCCGAACGGAGAGCGCUUGGGAAAGAUGGCUGGGCUGUUUGACGAGGGAGUGAUCAAGCCACUGGCGGUCAAGACGUUUCCGUUUGAUCAAGCGGUUGAAGCUUGGGAGCAUGCAAGGCAGCGAGGAAAGGGUUACAAGGUCGUGAUUGAGUUAUAA
Fusarium odoratissimum NRRL 54006 is the source of this 939-nucleotide messenger RNA. RefSeq lists its product as uncharacterized. Gene Ontology annotation, molecular function: oxidoreductase activity. NCBI's taxonomy places the organism in Eukaryota, Fungi, Ascomycota, Sordariomycetes, Hypocreales, Nectriaceae. The transcript has a single exon. The coding region runs from base 1 to 939 and encodes 312 amino acids. The record is from RefSeq and is a predicted model, not a curated record.